This is a messenger RNA of Marmota monax (woodchuck), 1861 nucleotides long. Its product is annotated as protein NipSnap homolog 3A. Lineage: Eukaryota; Metazoa; Chordata; Mammalia; Rodentia; Sciuridae. The coding region runs from base 339 to 1088 and encodes 249 amino acids. The transcript has 6 exons. The record is from RefSeq and is a predicted model, not a curated record. Gene Ontology annotation, cellular component: mitochondrion.
GGACCACCGACGACUGGCGACCCCACCAGCGUUCACCUUUGAAAGGAAGGCGCAGCUUGCGAGCAUUUUGCCGAGAACCUUGGAGAGUCGGCCAGGGUCCCAGUGUGGGGCACCUUGCCGCCCUCCCUGUGUCCUGCGGUGGUCCCCAAGCCCAGCGGGGGCCUGAGCCUGAAGACCGUAAACGUGACCUGCUUCAGCCUUAGAUGAGAAAGGUCCAAAAAGAAGCCAGGGAUUGGAUCUGAACCGUGGGAAUCGGCUUGUUGUGUGUGGUCCAGUGGAUUUAUCGUCGAGAUUGUAUUCCUUUCCAUGUUUAGGCUUAAAAUUCCUUUCCAAAAACAAUGGAAAAGGAGAAGCAGAUUUUUGUUUUGUUUGUACUGGGGAUUGAACCCACGGUCGCUUUACCGGUGUGCUCAUCUUUUGCUACAGGCCCCAGACAAAAUGAUGGAAUGUUCUAUGAAUUUCGUACCUAUGCUCUUAAACCCUCAAAGGUGAAUGAGUUCCUAGAAAACUUCAAGAAAAAUGUGCAUCUUCGGACAGCUCACUCUGAAUUGGUUGGAUAUUGGAGUGUAGAAUUUGGAGGCAGAAUAAAUAAAGUGUUUCACAUUUGGAAGUAUGAUAAUUUUGCUCAUCGAACUGCAGUUCGGAAAGCCUUGGCUAAAGAUAAGGAAUGGCAAGAACAAUUCCUCAUUCCAAAUUUGGCUCUCAUUGAUAAGCAAGAGAGUGAGAUUACUUACCUGGUGCCAUGGUGCAAAUUAGAAAAGCCUCCAAAAGAGGGAGUCUAUGAGCUGGCUACUUUUCAGAUGAAACCUGGUGGCCCAGCUCUGUGGGGUGAUGCAUUUAAAAGGGCAAUUAAUGCCCAUGUUGAUAGAGGCUACACAAGACUAAUUGGUGUUUUCCACACAGAAUAUGGAACACUCAACAGAGUUCAUGUUCUGUGGUGGAAUGAGAGUGCAGAUAGUCGUGCAGCUGGGAGGCAUCAGUCUCAUGAGGAUCCCAGGGUCGUGGCAGCUGUUCGGGAAAGUGUCAACUACCUAGUGUCUCAGCAGAAUAUGCUUCUGAUUCCUGCAUCAUUUUCACCAUUGAAAUAGUUUUCUACUGAAACACAAAAGAUUUCAUUAAUUGGCCUAAGAUGUGUCUGCUAAUGGUGCUUAAGUUCUUCCAAGAGAAUUAUUCUCACUUUUAUUUUAAUGAGGUGGUAAGUUAAUUUACUAUGUUCCUUGCAUUUUUUUAAAGCCAACUCUGUCAUCUAUUUAUCACCACUUAAGGAAAUAGUUCUAUUCAUUUUCUCCAUGAUGUGUCGGUGUUUGUUAUAUGUGAGACAUAGUUGUCACUACUUCAUGAUCUUGAUUUUUCAUUUGAUUCAGAAUAUCUUCUGUAUUUUGAAAGCCCUUUGCUUUAUAAUAUUUUCUCAAAUUCAAAUAAUGAUUUACAUUUCCUCGUCUGACAAUAUUUUUAAAUUAAGUACAUAUAAUAUAUCUAUCUUUUCAUGUUUGUUUUUUCUGAUAUCUAAAACUAUAUUUUUACCCAGUAAAGUUUACUUUGGAUAUUAAAUGGGAUUGACAAAAAUAUUAAAUUAAAUAUAUUUCUUUACUUUGGAAAAGUACAGUAUCAUAUGUGUCAUCUGUAUUAACUGUGGGCUUCACAUUAAUUAUUAGGUCAUUCUAGAAAAUAAUAUAAUUAGCUCACAUUAUUACAGUUUCAAGGAAGACUUGGUUUAUAUGCUGAAAUAUGUUCAUUUAUAAUUAAUUUUACUAAUUUUUACUUACCUUGUGUCACAAAGAUCUUAAGACCUUUUUUUUAAAGAAAUAUUUAUGAUUAUAGACAUGUUUACUGUAAUAAAAAAUAUAUAUAUUCAUUCUGA